Messenger RNA from Hyla sarda, 1405 nucleotides. It is a transcript of the gene TTC36, whose product is annotated as tetratricopeptide repeat domain 36. NCBI's taxonomy places the organism in Eukaryota, Metazoa, Chordata, Amphibia, Anura, Hylidae. The record is from RefSeq and is a predicted model, not a curated record. The coding region runs from base 58 to 633 and encodes 191 amino acids. Gene Ontology annotation, molecular function: protein binding. The transcript has 3 exons. Gene Ontology annotation, biological process: cilium assembly.
UAGCAGUGCCCACAGGUCAUCAUCAGUCUUCCCAUAGCAGCUUCAACUCCUACCACAAUGUGUACCCCCAACGACUCAGCUGUCCUUCAUGCCAUAUUUAACCCUAGUGCUCCAUUCGGUGAUAUUUGUGGAGAUAAAGGAAAUUACAUUCAAGAGGACCUACAGCUAGAAAACAGAUUCCCAGCUGAUCUUUUAGAAGAGGCUCUUAAACUAGAGUUGAGCGGUGUAAAAGCAGCGGAAUCUGGAGAUCUGGAGACAGCUGUACAGAAGUUUAAUGAGGCUAUUGAACGUCUUCCUGAUUGGCCAUCUGCAUACAACAAUCGCGCUCAAGCUCUGCGACUAAAGGGUGACGUGACAGGGGCACUGCAAGACCUGAACCAUGCAGUAGAAUUGAGUAAAGGAAUGGGCAUUGCUGGACGUCAGGCAUUGGUACAAAGAGGACUAAUAUUUCGCCUAAGAGGAAAUGAUGAAGCAGCUAAAGAAGACUUUCAAAAGGCUGCACAGCUAGGAAGUGACUUUGCUAGACAGCAGCUAGUUCAACUAAACCCUUAUGCUGCUCUCUGUAACCGCAUGUUAAGGGACAUGGUAAAGAAACUGCAAGAGCCAGACAAGGAGGGGAAACUGACUGACUGAUGUAGACUGGGUUAAGGCUGGGAAGUUUAAUACCUUUACUAUACAGAAGAAUAGAUGUUGUCUGCAAUUGUUCUUUUUAAUUUUUUCCUUCUCACCUUCUUAGAUCUAUAACAAUGUAAUGUGAGUCUAAAUAAAAAGAAAUCCAAUAGAUAGGAAAAAAAACUGCAGCAUCCACCACAAGAAAAAGGUCUUUGCAAAUGUUUAAUGGGUCAAGAGAACACAGGGAGAGAGACUGUUUUGUGUGGCACUGCCCCUUUUUUCGCACUGAAGGAGUUGUGAGUCUGUUUUAUACUAUGUUCACACGGUGGAAUGUCCACAUGGAAAAUUUUCAUGCAGACAUUCUACAGACAGCGGGCCUCUCCUAGACGGCAAUGCAUUUCAGAACAGGUUCAAUGUUUUUGCUGAAACCGGAAUCAGGAUUUUUACAGCAAAAUAAUCUGCCAUAUGAACAGAGCAGCACAAUCCCAUUGAAAUCAAUGAGAUUCUGUUGCUGCAGAAUGUCUAUGCAGAAUAUUCUUGCGGAAUUCCGCAGGGACAGCCAUGUGGACAUAGCCUUAUUGUACAGGAGCAUGGUCUAAGCUGGAUAGUGGGGCAGUGCUUGUGCUGUUUCUGUCUGCUCUGCUAGAGGAAAAAACAAACAAACACAAUGCCAUUCAUUACCAACCACUUUUUCCGAGUUUACCAUAUGGUAAAAAUGACGAUUACAACAAUAUUACAUUUAUAUAGUUUUUAUUUAAUUUUAUUGCUUUUAUAAAGAAUGUAUAAGGGCUCA